Messenger RNA from Gossypium raimondii (Peruvian cotton), 1030 nucleotides. Its product is annotated as basic endochitinase. The coding region runs from base 58 to 849 and encodes 263 amino acids. The transcript is spliced from 3 exons. The record is from RefSeq and is a predicted model, not a curated record. Lineage: Eukaryota; Viridiplantae; Streptophyta; Magnoliopsida; Malvales; Malvaceae. Gene Ontology annotation, molecular function: chitinase activity. Gene Ontology annotation, biological process: defense response to fungus; chitin catabolic process; cell wall macromolecule catabolic process.
UCCUAUGAAAUCCACGUCCCACACGUAAAACACUUUAGUUGAUAGCUAGCAGCAAAAAUGAAGUUCUUAGCUUUGAUGGUUGUGCUCAUUUUGGCCUCUGCAUUGAGGGCCUCGGCUGAUAUCAGUUCGCUUAUCAGCCAAGAUAUGUUCAAUGAGAUGUUAAAGCAUCGUAAUGAUGGUAACUGCCCUGGCAAAGGUUUCUAUACAUACGAUGCUUUCAUUGCCGCUGCUAACUCCUUUGGUGCUUUCGGAACCACCGGCGAUGAUACUACUCGUAAAAGAGAAAUUGCUGCCUUCUUGGCUCAAACUUCCCAUGAAACUACAGGUGGGUGGCCAACUGCACCGGACGGUCCAUACGCAUGGGGAUAUUGCUAUGUUCAGGAACAGGGCAACCCUGGAGAUUACUGUGUUCCAAAUCAACAAUGGCCUUGUGCCCCUGGUAAAAAAUAUUUUGGCCGUGGUCCUAUUCAGAUCUCUUACAACUACAACUAUGGUCCAGCAGGAGAAGCAAUAAAGGCUAAUAUUCUGAAUGACCCCGAUUUGGUAGCCAAGGACCCGACCAUUUCUUUCAAGACAGGUCUUUGGUUCUGGAUGACUCCACAGUCACCGAAACCUUCAAGUCACGAUGUCAUCACCGGCCAAUGGAAGCCAUCUGCAGAAGACACGGCGGCUGGUCGGGUCCCUGGAUACGGUGUCAUUACCAACAUCAUCAAUGGUGGCAUCGAAUGUGGCAAAGGAUCCAACCCUCAAGUUGAGGAUAGAAUCGGGUUUUACAAGAGAUACUGUGACAUACUGAAAGUGAGCUACGGUGACAAUCUUGACUGCUACAACCAAAGACCCUUUGCUUAAUUAUGCACUUUAAUCCAUCGUAUCAUGGGUGGGGUAAUAAAUAUAUGAAAGAAUAGCAUUUACAAAUCAAAUUAUAUUUAAAAUAAUCAUGCUAUUGUACUACGACUAUAUAUAGAUGCAUCUUCCGUGGAGAUGGAAUAAGAUAAAUAUUCAAUAAAUAAAUGAGUUUUUUUAUUUAAUA